This is a messenger RNA of Porites lobata, 10009 nucleotides long. The record is from the annotation of a GenBank genome assembly. NCBI's taxonomy places the organism in Eukaryota, Metazoa, Cnidaria, Anthozoa, Scleractinia, Poritidae.
AGCGUCUUGCUUUGCUUUGAGCUGAUAUCGAGAGAAAUUUCCGCCUGUUGUCUUUUGCAUUGUAAAGGUAUGGCUUAUCCAGGCUUUGGGGCUCCACCUCCUGGUGGAUAUGGUGGGGUAAGUAAGGAGCUAGUUAGAUAUAUUUGGUCAUACAAAUCAAAGCCUCAGUGGCUUGCACAAAUGGAAGGCGUUUGGUAUUAAUUGUGGUUCGUCACAAAAAAUGUAAGCUUAUGUGCGGCAUUAAAGGUCAUAUAAGGCUUUUAUUUCCUCCCUUUCGCCAACAUCCAAAAUGACAGAAGGCUUUCUAGAUUCAAUUCUAGACCAUCAGUGGCGUAUAUGUUUGCUUUGUUGAUAGCGAGUAAUUUUCUAAGGUUUUUUUUUCCUGGAAGCAUCGAGUUCGUAACUUUUGUACAAUUAUAAAUAAGCUUGAAGUCAAUGUAAGCUAACAAACAAGAAAGAUCGUUCAUCAGAAAGCUCGCAAAGUAAGGAUAGACUCUGCAUUUUGUAGUUAGUGAAAAUAUCUUCAUCUCUCAUUUGUCUUUUUCGCGUUACAAGUGAAUGAGCCGAUCUGUAUCAAAAUUUUCGAAUGCAUGGUCAGAAAGAAAACAUUUCUUAUGUGCAGAAAAUAUUAGAUCAUAGAGUGUAGUUGAGUUAGGACACUGUCUUCCUGUACAUACUGAAUUCUAAAGACUGAGUACCCUAGAUCUCUUCAACUGUGUCAAAGGACAUUGAAUAAGCAGAUUGAUUCUUCUGUGCUCUAAGAAAAACUGAAGAGACCCCAGUGCUCUGAACUUGUGAAAUCCAGCUGGGGUGCCCAGGUUCUCUAGUUGCCCAGAAGCAAAAAUUAGGCACCACAGACCACCAGGCACUGCCAUAAGCCCAGCCUUGUUAUUUUGUGUUAGUAGCCAGUGCUUUUGUGGCAAAUGUGCAAUGAUUUUUAUCAGCUACAGGAGCUUCUGGAGAACCUUGAUUAUGACUGUUACCUGUUUUUGUGUUUACAGUUUCCAUAGAAACUGUUAAAAGUAAAAACACUAUGCAGUCAUAUUGUAUUCAUAUUUCUGUAAGUAAGAAAAGCAAGAUUGAUGUAUUGUGAAUGCCAGAUACAAAAAUAUUUUUGAUUCAGCUUACAAACAAUGAGGGUCUUGCUUGGUUCCAGAAAAUACCCAUACCCCACCACGGGGGGAAUUUCACUUAGGACCCCCCACAUCCCUGGAUUUUCCAUAUUUGUAAGGAACUGAUGACCCCCCACCCCCUCCCCUCCGGAAUUUCCACAAAGUAAGACAAAGACCCCCCAACCCCUGUGGAAAAGUUUAUUUUCACAAAGUAAAGAUUGAAUGAUGCUGUUUGCAGUUAAGCAAUGGUUUCAUUUAAUUUUAUUGAGUGGUCUCGAAUUAGAACACAGUAAACUACCUACAAAGCAACCUAAACUACAAAAUAUUGCUUAUCCCUUUAAAUGAAAAAGAUAGAGGUGAAAGUUCCGUCAGUUUACCUUGAUGUGCAGGCUUACAAUUUAUUUUUCCAUAUGGCAGGUAGCCGUCUCCAUGGCUUUAAUGUUGAUGGAAUUAUUCAGCGUGAAUAAAUCGCGAACAUGUCAAACUUUCAACCACAAAAUUAAGGAAAAAUGAAAAGGAGUAUAAAAACUCUAGAUUCUGAAAUCAUUACAUUGUAUACCUUCUGCUUCUUGAAGAGAAACUUUCACUGUUGUACUGUCUCUUGAUCGACUGAUGGAACUUGUAGAUUUGAAGACAUGCAUCUAGUCACCAGUGGUUUUUGUAUCAAAAAUAUUACAUCACAGUAGGCCUGUUCUGCGGAGACUGGUAAUGAGUAAUGGCGGUCAAUAUGAUGCACGCGACAAGUCAAGUUCUUGUUGGCCUUACAGGGGUUUAAUUCCGUUGGUUUCUCAUCAUUACAUAAUUUUUGGAAGAAAGAAAACCUGGUUUAGAUGAAAAACUUAUUUAUCUCUUCCAAAAUGAUCUAACCAGUAAGCAGCAGUUUUCUUACUGAGUUCGAAAUUAACCCCUUGAAAAGUGAUUUUUAUCGUCCAACCCCCUUCCCUCUGGAAUUUCCUGAGCCUCUGACCCCCCCACCCCUUUGGAAUUUUCAAUUCCCUCUGUGAUGGGGUAUGGAUAUUUUCUGGAACCACACAUUAUGCUCUAGUUGUCGCUUAUCAUUACAUCAUUUUUUUUUUUGCAAAUGGAAAGAAAUUUUUCAAGAAAGGGAUUAUAUUGUGGCCAUUGGCAUGCUACAUAAAAUGUAGGUGAAGUGUUACCUGUUGCUUCAGAAAAACAAGCACAGCCAUGCAGUUCUGUUGAAAAAAAUAUUUUUCUUGAUGCAGGAAGAUUAUGCUUCAUUUUCUUUGAUGCUUGUCAUCAGCAUGCUAUAUGACGUUAACAUGAAGUGUAACUUGUUUGGUCAUAUAAAUGUCACCUUGUACAUUGAAAAUUUUUUCUCUGAUGCAAGAAAUCACACUCUAUGUUCUUCGACAAAACGGGUUACCUUUUAUACUUAUAGGAUAAAGCAAGCCAACAAAAUGGCAAAUGCACAAGAGACAUAACAAAAACUGUAAAUUAUACGUUUUUUCUUUAGAAAGCUAUUUUUUUUCUGUUUUGGUGGGAUACAGUUGUGUCGCACAGUCAUGCCAGCCAUGGGUGGGGCAUUAUUCAGUCUAGGGCUUUGCUUCCAGAAGUAGAUGCCCCUGGAUAUCACAGGCUCCUGAACUUAGUAGACCUAAUGAGAUGAAGUUGCUAGUCCUGAUUAUAAAUACAGUGGAGGCUUUCCUAACAGACACUCUUGUUAAUGGACAGGACUAACGGCUGCCUUCACCAAAUGCUGUGUUUCUCAACUCUCAUACAAACUCUGUAUUUUUACAUUUCCGUAAGCAGCCAGAUCCAGUGAUGGACACUUUCUUUUGCAUCCUGAGGUGUCUGCUCAGGAGACCUUCUACUGUAAUUUAUGGUCACUGCACUUUUAAUCGCUAAAAGAAGUAAACUUUCUCUUGCUAGCCUUGGCAACCAAAAUGUUCACAGUUUGGAUUGCUUUGUCUCAUGUCCAAGCAAUGUAGUGUAUAAACUCUGAUUAAACUGCAAAUACAUCUAACAAGUUAUGAAGGUUCCAACCAUUUUACUGGAAACUAUAAACUUUUACUUUUUUUAUUAUAUUUUUUAAAUGUGGACAUUGUCUGCAUCAGCGUUUGAAAGCUGUUGUCAAAUUCAUGGCUUGUUGUCUUAAUUGUUAAAGUAUGGAGAGUAAAGCUUGGGACUCAUUCAUGCUCUUUCUUGCUAUUGGCAGGAUGUGCCUUUAAUAGGGGGUCUGCUUAAUACAAGUUCUUAAUCUGAAACUGUACACACUCAAAAGAUGGUUGUCUUAUACAGCAAUCAUACAUUGCUUUAUUUCAGUGAGAUUUACCAAUGGGCAUACUUUCAACAAUAUUAUUUGUUGUAUAGCUGGAAAUUUUUUCCCAAUUCAGCACAUGCUUUCAUUGGUUACUUCAAGGUUACAUGACAUUUAACAAUGAAACUGUUUACUGCCAAAAUCUCUGAGCUGAGGCAACAUUGCAAAAUCUAUCUAUGUGCAGUGUUACACGUGAAAGUUGAUGGAUAACCGCCGUUACAGCAAGUUUAAUGAAUUCCCAGCUUUAAAAUUUCCAGCAGCUACAGUAUAUAACAAAUCACUUAGAGACUGGUCCCUUCGGAAACAGUUAAUUUUACUUCCCUUGAAUCUCAAUGUUUCCCUGGGCUCCCUCUCCGGAAACAUUGAGAUUCUCAGGAAACAAAAUUAAUUUAAUUCCCUCAGGACCAGUCAUUAAGGGUUUAUUACUAUUGUUUCACUUUUAACAGGGCUAUCCAGGUUUCCCAGGUGGCUACCCCGGUGCAAUGCAGCAAGAUCCUCUUUAUGGCUACUUUGCUGCUGUUGCAGGACCGGUAAGCAAUGAUAUUAUUAAAAUAAUUCAUGGCUGUUUUUAACACUUUAUGCUGUAGUUCAAAAUGAAAUUAAGGUUUGAAUAGUUGCAGGUGACCUACGUGUAUAGUACUGUCUUCUUAAGCACAGAACAUUGAAAGUUUUGAUUAAUAUAUUUAAUAUAAUUUAUUAAUUAAGACCCUUUUGUGAUAUAAUUAAAUUAGUGAAUUUAAUAUGGUGUUGAAUUUUAAGCCUGGUAAAUACCUGUAUAAUAUGAAGAGUCUUGUGUUUCAGUCAGUAACACAGGUAGCCUGCGAGCAAGCUCUCUGGGGUGCUCUGGCAGUAGGGUGGGAAAAGGAAGGAGAGCUUGCAACUACAUUUCUGGAAUUUGAAUUCCACCUUCAAUUCCCCUGUGGCUCCCCAUCGACUGAGCUAUCAGAUUUCUGCCAAACAGCGCGAAGUGGAAAUGAGCGCGAAUGUAAACAAACAUUGAAAAACAUGUGCCAAAGGUAAUGACGUCAUUACUAAUGUCAUCUCUCCCAAUCAGCAUUUCGCAUCGACUUUUUCAAAGCAGAUAUUCUAAUUCCAGAGAUGUAGUUGCAAGCUCUCCUUUCUUUUCCUUUUCCCACCAUGCUGCCAGAGCACCCCGGAGAGCUUGCUCACAGGCUAUAACACAGACAACUCAGAAGAAACAAUCUGAGGUGUCAAAGCUGUGACUUUCUGGUUACUUUAGUUCCGCUAUCACUGAGCUACAGUCGACUCCUGAUAACUCGAGCCUUGUAGGGAAAUCAGAAAAAGUUCAAGUUAUCGGGAGGUUGAAGCAAAUAACGAGAAGUGCGGAAAUAAGCAAAUGGAUGGGGAGGUAAGCAACAAAGUAUACAGGGAUGGACACUGAAUUUGAACUGGAGUGACAAAAAAGUAAAGACAAAGAAUUGACACAGUUGUUUUGAAAGAAAUUCAAUGUUCCGGACUUCAGUACAUGGUUUUUUUCCCAACUUGUCACACACUUAUAAUUAAUGGUUCGAGUUAUCAAGGGUAAAAUUGUAUACAAAUUAAUGAUCUGAAGGGGAAACAAAAAUUACUUUAAAAUACAAGGAGGUUCAAGUUAUCGAGGGUUCGAGUUACUGGGAAUAAUUUAAUUGCAGUUAAUGUGUGAAGAAAAUCCAGGGGAAAUCGACUUUGGUUCAAGUCAGCACAAGGUUUGAUUUAACAAGGGUUUGAGUUAUCAGGAGUCAACUGUAUAUUUGCCCCAAGAACUCAAAACAUGCACGCAUGUAAAGUAACAUUAAUAAAAUCUUUGUAUCCCCACUUCCCUAUUUGUCAUACAAGUAUAGAGUAGUCCUGACUGUACAUCCCCCUAAUUUUUCCUUUGAUUGUUCGAAACUUAAUAAUUAUGCAUAUACAUGUACAUUACUUAAAUUACAUUAUUAUGUAAAGGAUCAGCAAAUUGAUGCCAAAGAACUGCAGGGCUGUUUAACAAGCUCAGGAAUUUCCGGAAGUUACCAUCGUAAGUAUGAUUUUAUGGAUUUCAUGCAUUGAUUUUGUUUGAUAAUAUUUAUUUCUGUUGAGUCUUGGCCACACGCAAGCAGAUAUUGGCAAAAAUGUGGCCAGGUUUGUUCCUUUUUGAGCCAGGCACAGAAAUGGGAAAAGCAGAGCUGGAGAUUAGACAUAAUAUUAUUAUUUUUAGUUAUUAUGCAGAGAUAAAAAUUAAUAUGAUAUAUACCGGUAAAAAUGUGCCCUAUAUUACAUGAACCACUAUAAUUAAAUAAUAAUUUUUCUAGUCUCAACAAUGUUGUUAGAAAUAUACCUAUCAAUACUCUUUCUAUUUAUUUUAUAAUGUGUUAAUUUGAAAGAGGGGCCCACACAGAACCUCAGAAAAGACUGGUGGAGGGAAGUGAUCGCCUGGAAUACAUUUGUACAACUGCAUUUGCAGGCUAACCUCAGUUUAAGAAUGCUCCAUUUUUUUUUCUUAAAAAAAAACACAGGCUAACCUCAGUAGAAAAGUGCUGGAUUUUUUUUUCUUAAAAAAAAAAAACAAACAAACAAACAAAGAGGUUUGCCAAAAUGUAGUUGAUUUUGUUUUACUUUAUGAAGAGUUGGAGUGUCCUUGGUUUAGUCUAGCUAUUAGGAUAUGUCAAUAUUGCCAUUUGCACUGGAUUGCAUUACUCCUGGGCCAGGUUUUUUAAAGCUGGGUUAAGAUAGCCCAGUGUUAGUGCCAAAUUUGAAUUCAGAUAUGAAAGGUUAGAAAGCAAUAUUUAGUUUUAUAAUUAAUUCUUCCUGUCUACAAUUUGAUGAUUGGAUACUCUAAAAAGAAUUGGAAAAACUAUCUGACUAGGAAGAUAUAUGCUUUUCAACAAAAGAAAAAGAAACCCAAAGUAAAGUUUAAGUCCAGGUUAGUGAUGAUCGGCCUUCGAACAACUGGGCCCUGUAUGUCUAAACCCAGAUACUUUAAUGAGUUCCUUGAAUAGAUCAAGACUAGUGAUCCAUGUACAGGCACACUGUAUUGUUGUUGGUUUUCCAUAUUAGUGAUAAUCAUGGCUAUUUUUCUUCCUUUUUAUGUUGUUUGAUUUCUCAGCAUUCAGCUUGGAGACUUGCAGGUUUGUAUGAUCUUUGUACGACAGCACUUAACAGAAUGUUCUGAAAUAAAUGCAAUGAAUAUUAUUGCAGGUAAAGAUGUAACUUAUGCAGUUGCAAAAAGAAAGCCUGAAAGAAUUCAGGUUUGCUGGGAUUCAAACCCUUGACCUUUGUAAUACCGGUGCAGCACUCCACCAAAUGAGCUAACAAGCCAACUGGUUCGUAAAAACCCCCAGGAAAGUGAAGAUGAAAUGAUGAAAGUUUUGAUUAUGUUUUGAAGUUGCUUACAUUCAGAUCAGUUGCAGAAGUUACAUAUGUUUCAACUAGUGCAACAAUGUCAUGUUUGAUGAUUUGAUUAUUCUUAAAAAAUCGUUUGUUUUCAGCUUAUUUCCAAGAAUGCUGCUAACCGUCAGCAAUUGCAUUGCCCAUCCUUCAAACCCCAGCUCCACUUAUGAGGUCCUUACAUGGCCAACUGAUUACUGCAUUCACUAUACAAUGUACAUGUGUUUACGCCACAUUAAUAAUUCUUGUGAGCAAUAAAUUAUGACUUUUAUUAUCUUCUAGACAACAGCUCUAGAUACGUGCUUUCUCAUUACUGUAUUUUUGGUGAUAGACUACAAAGAAUAAUCUUACUUUAAUGAUCAAAUCUGGUCUUUACUUUGGAUGUUUAGGGUAAUUAUUUUGUUGAUUGUAUUCUUUAUUUCAUUUUACUUUUGGCAGGUUAAUGAUCACCAUGUUAGAUGUAUCCUUGAAUCAGCUAAAUUAAAUUUCUGUAUACACCAUGCAAGCUCGUCUUAAAUGUCAUCAUCUGUCUCUUCUCCUUGCUGCCAAUUGUGGGGUGGGGCGAAGUGAUGGAUGGCAUUUCAUACUUCAUUUAAGCAUAAUAAUUAUUUUGUCAUCAGGAUAAAUAUUGUCUUUGCUUGAAUACAUGUAAAUGCCUUACUAGUUGUUUAACAAAGAGGGGGAACUGGUACUUUUAUUUAAAACCAAAAAAUGUGACACAAAACAAAACAAAAUUGAUAAAAAAGCAAACAAACACAACAUCAAAAAAAAGAAAUGUAAAAAUAUGGGAAUUUAGUUCGUAUGAAACCAGUGUGAAACCACUCAUGCCAAUGAUCUAAAUGAAAAGAAAGAAAGCUUUCCAGUGGUCAAGUUGACCUCUUUUUUUCCUGCCAUUCUUUUUUAGUUUUCACAUCAAUACAUAAAUGUAUAUUGUGGGGGUAUAACAUCAGUACUAUAUUUCAUAUUUUGUAUACAAUAUAACAUGCCUUUCUUAACAACUGAGUAGCGAGACUUCAGCGGCAAAAUGGGUUUCAGUGAAUUCAAGGAAUUGUGGGCAGCACUGAAUCAGUGGAAGGUAACCUUAACACUAGUCUGCUACACAGCCGUUUUUAGCGUCGUCACGCAACGCUCCUCCCCACUUGUGGAGAGGAGCAUUGCGUGACGACCCUGAAAAAGGCUGUGUAGCAGACUACCUUAACACAGAUUAUUACUGCAUUUUUUCAAAAUAUGCGCCUGGGAACUAUGUUCACACUAAACCGGGUAUCUUUUGCACCGCCGGCACGAACACCAAACCAGAUAGGGCAAGUUCUUUUCAUAAAUAAGAAUAAUUGUGACUUUGGCGCGAUUUCUGUAAGAGGGUGAAGCUGUUCCGCGCCGAUCUCUAGAUUGGGGAGUCACAUAUCAGAUGGGUGUUGACCAGAUAACUUUUAGUGUUGGCAUCAAAAGCUAUCUGCUGUGGUAUGAACAUAACCUUAGCACAACAGGUGGUGGUGUUGGUGGUAGUGACUUUGACGUGUUGUGGGCUUUUUUAGCAAUUUAUUUGUAAAUAAUAAAUGUAUUGUUUUCGUAGACUACAUUUAUGCAGUAUGACCGUGACAGAUCAGGAACUGUGGAACCACAUGAACUUCAUGCUGCUCUGUCUGCCUUUGGUAAGGUCCUGAGUGCCUUUUACACUUUAUAUGUACCAAAUUAACUCUUAACUCCAACAGUCAAUCAAAAAUAAUUAAGGUUAACGUCGAGUAGCAAGGUUUCAGCUGAGGUUUAUUUCUUUUCUGUUGGUGCGAUUUUUUGAUAAAGCCGCAUAAUGAAUCACAGGGGCUUCUGUUUUCUGUGCAUGCGUUCUUGAAAGCUAACUGCUCUCUUCAAAAAGAGAACCUCAAAGAUCACUUAAGUUCAAGUGAAACCUUUCUUUUGCUAACACUUGAAACAUGAGCACCGCACCUUUGUGUAAUAAAUUGUAGGAUUCUUAUUUGUCUUCGUCAGGUUAUCGUUUGAGCCCUAACGCCUUGAACAUCAUUGUCAAGCGAUAUUCUACCGAUAACCGAAUCACCUUUGACGAUUUCGUGGCCUGCUGUGUGCGUCUAAAGUCCUUAACAGGUAUGUGCAGACAAAAAAUGCCUGGCUGAGUGAUCAGCUCCUCGGACUCUUCACUUUCGUAGUUUGUAGGAUGGCCCUUGGGACCUGUCGCGACACAGGUGCACGCUCGGCCGCUACGCUGCCUAAAAACCUUCUUUCGCUUGCUUUACAGCUUUUCAGGUGUGAAACUCGUUAGGUCGACUUGUAGCAAGUCUAGUCGGACUCAAAAGGGGCCUUACGAUCCGACAACGGCGACGUCCAUAAAAACAUCGUUGAAAAAUUGACUUCGCUCAUUUAACUUUUUCUCGAUUAUACCAAGUCGCCCAGAUACUGAAAAGAAGGGAAUUUAUGUUAGAGCUGAAGAGAGGGGACCGCCCCCGAGUUCAGACAGAGAUGCUAGAAUUUAUAGCGUUGCCGUUCCCUUUCUCAAAUGAACGUAAAAUUUGGCCAUUUCAUGUCGUAGUUGUGCAGGGAUGGUAAAGAAAAGUACAAAAAAGCGUGAUGCACGUGCAAAGCUGUUGUUUAGCUAAUUAAACUUAUUGCUUUUUUGAGGUUCUCGUUUCCGUGCCCGUUGUCGUUGCUAAAGCUCCCUGAUUUAAUAUGAACUUCUAAAAGGAAAAUGAUGAUAAGAAGUGCGACUGGGUAAAUGACUUAAGAUAAAUUCCCCAACCGUCUGUGCGCUGGCUCGCUUAUGUAUCAAACAUCAAACGUUACUGGGUAAGCUAUUAAAAGUACAACUGAAGAAGUGGGGAUGGGAGGGAGAAGAUAAGAAAACGCGGUGUUUUGCUUCAAGCGUUAGUUUUCCACCCCUCCGUUCCUGUUUUUAUGUAUUUAUUUAUUUAUUUUUAUUUACUUAUUGACUUAUUUUAUUUGUUUGUCGUCAUUCGUGUCCUACCGGCCUUAGCGCAAAGAUCUCAUAGGAUCGCUUCCUUUCAGCCAUACUUCCGUAGUCCGUUUUAUUCAGAGGUUGUCUAAAAGUAAAUCACCUCUGUAAAAUUAAAGUUGUUUCUCUGUAGAUAAAACUCUUACCAUAGUUUUGCCUUGACGUUUCUCGUCAGAUCAAUUUAGAAGACGCGACACUGCCCAGAACGGAAUGGCGACUUUUCAGUACGAUGAAGUAAGUAUCGUCUUUGUCACUGUAACCUUGGCAAGCUUUUACAGUCCUGUUCUUUCUUCGUAA